Drepanopeziza brunnea f. sp. 'multigermtubi' MB_m1 is the source of this 1950-nucleotide messenger RNA. RefSeq lists its product as uncharacterized. The record is from RefSeq and is a predicted model, not a curated record. Lineage: Eukaryota; Fungi; Ascomycota; Leotiomycetes; Helotiales; Drepanopezizaceae.
AUGAAGGUCAAGGAGGAGAAAUUGAGGGAAUGGGAUCGUGUAAUUGCUGAAGCUAAGGCUUGGAAACCUCAAGAGUCCACCAUUCAAACCCCGACCCAAACAAGGAAGCCUGAGAAACGGAAAUUCCACCACAAACCGAAUAUGCAUCAUUUCUAUCCAGUGCCAGUCGGAGAUGGGCUAGACACGCUCAUUGACUACAGAUUAAAACAACAAAGCUACCAAUUGCAGAGCAACCCGGAAUAUGUGGAAGAAGCCUUUGAUCCAGAAUUGUUCACUCGGCAGCCAAAAAAGCAAUUACAUUUGGAACGGCAGGAGGAAUCAAUGGCUCGCCUCGUGGACCGAUUACUUGAUGAGUCAAAGCUGUUCUCGGAUAACCCUCUGCCCGCGCCCGUCGAAAUCCAACAAGAGAUGGUACAGAUGAGGGCCUUGAUACAAUCCUUGAUGGACGGAAACACCAAUCUGCCUCUAUACGAGUGGAACGAUAUACAUGAGAUCACUGACCAGCGAGAGGCUCUUUCCCGAUCCAUUCAAGCUCUCUGCCGCAAAGCAACGGCUGACGACCGGCCAAGUAUAAAUCUUAUGCUGACGAAAGUCUCCUACAACUUACUGGUAGCCAGAGCUCCGCCUUGUACCACCAAUCUCAAUGUCUUUCUGGCCGAGUUGAUUCGACUGAAGCAACCACAACUCUCUCAGAUUGUCGUCAAUCAUUUCGUGCACGAUACAAAGCAUAAGCCUACUAAGGUUACAGCAAAGUUGAUGCUUGAUCACUACCGUUUCAAAGGAAAAAAAGGGAAAGGGGAUGCUUGGGGCUAUCGGUCGAUUGUGCAGCGCAUGAGGGGUUGCCGAAAGUCGGCGGAGUUUAGGUCACGCCCUGAUAUGCUCGUCAAGCAUCGAGACAGGGAAACUUUGCAUUGGCCAGAACAUGAGGAAUGGGUUACAAAGACGAAGACUAUUCAUCGUAAUGGAUCCAUGCAUCAGAAACUGCCUCGAGAUGCACCUAUAUUCGAUAGUCUGAUUCUAGGUAACUUGAAAUUCCUAGGCCCACAAGGAGCAGUUCGUGUGAUCAGAGCAUCCUUCCGGGCAGGACACGUGGUUCAUCAUGAAAGCCUUGUUGUUGUCAUCACCGCUUGCUUAGAGCAAUUGAACUUUAGUUCUGGCUUGCAAUUGAUUCGAGUCUUUAUAAGACUGUGGUGGGAUGGUGUAGGUUUCAUCGCGACAGUCUACACGGAACAACUUCGCCAUCUACUUCGCCAACUCUUGUUGAUGUGUGGCAUUGACAUCACUCUCAAGUCGCCAUACGAUCUACCCAUAAAACAUUCUUGGGAUGCCCUGCAGGACAUGCUCCAUUUCAUGGAAGUGGAAGAUAUCAAAGAUGCUGUUGAGCGCAUCUCCGAACUCACGUUCUCGUUGAGCCAAUCCCUAGGCCUGAUCGCGCCAGAUGCGACAGUGGAACCUGCCAUCCAGAACGAAAAUACAUCGCUGUGUGGCAUGAUAGAACCCGGGCUCCAGCAGGAAGUCCAGUCUCAAGGGUCACCCGAUAUUGACCAAGCUCUGCAGCUCUUCGAGGACUUCGCUGCGGAAGUGCUUGACCGGGAAUUUCUGCGAACCGAAAUAGAUUCUACAAGCCGGUGGAGACGGCUCUUAACCUUGGAAGAUCGUGUUGACCGUCGGUGUUGGCAGACCACCCUGAUCGAGGACGAGUUACUUUCGAUAAUGAGCCCUGAGCUCUCCGUGGAAAGAAAGGAAAUCUUCGACACAUUACUUAAAGAGCUGAGGUCAUGGAUGGGCGUACGGUUGAAUUUCUUCGGCAAGCUUCAUGUUCUUCAAAAUCUACCAGAUGUCAAGACGAAGAAGAAGUGGAAGAUGAGGAAGAAGAAAGCCAAAAUGGAAGUCGAAGGCAUCACGGUAUCCACUACAGCCUUGCCAUGGGCUGAUAGUAUGACCCAAUGA